AUGUCCUCCCUCACGUCUGGCAUCCUUGCCUCCGAUGAACUGACCCACCAGUUCACUAGCCUCACUUCGUCUACUAAUGUCAGAGGCAUCAUCGCUGGAAUCUCAAAUGAACAACUGGUACCCAUUGCUACCAUCCCACGGCGGGGUACCUUCGAAGAGGAUAUUCCACAACUCGAGAGCCUUCUAAAGGAAAACGAACCAGCCUAUAUCAUCCUCAGGAGACGAGACUCCGGACCGGCUCCUUUUAUCUGCCUCACAUAUGUUCCUGACCACGCUCAUGUUCGGAGUAAAAUGCUUUUCGCCAGCACCAGGAAUACAUUUACAAGAGAACUUGGGACAGAGUACUUCUCGGAGUCCAUCUUCGCGACGACAAAGGCUGAAGUAACGGUGGAAGGAUUUAAGAAGCAUGACGCCCAUGUCGCUAAGGCUGCACCGUUAACGGAGGAAGAGAUCGCUCUGAAAGGUGUAAAGGAGGCUGAAGCUGAGGCAUCGAGGGGUACUACCGCCCGUGCGUCCCAUGUCAGCGGCAGCGUAGCUUUCCCCGUGAGUGAUGCAGCUCUGGAUGCUCUCCGACGCCUCCCGAAUAAUCCGAACGGCUUGGUCCAAUUGAUGCUUGACAUUCAAAGGGAGACUAUUGAACUCGCUGACGAGUCGACAUCAACUGCACACGACUUGAUAACGGCCAUUCCGAAUACCGCCCCACGUUUCUCCUUUUUCAACUUCAGCCAUAAAUACCCUGGAGUACCGGAAAAUCCAAUCGUAUUUAUAUAUACUUGCCCACCAAGUAGCAAGAUCAAAGAGCGCAUGCUGUAUGCAUCCAGCCGAUCAUCGGUCUUAGCUAUCGCAGAAAGGGAUGCCGGGCUUACAAUUGCCAAAAAGUUGGAGUCCGGGGACCCAGAUAUCUCUGCACAACAGCUAGCGGAAGAAUUCCAGCCCAAGACUGAGCAGAAGCAAGCUUUCCAGCGACCAAAGCGUCCCGGAAGGAAGUAG
Orbilia oligospora ATCC 24927 is the source of this 990-nucleotide messenger RNA. RefSeq lists its product as uncharacterized. The record is from RefSeq and is a predicted model, not a curated record. Gene Ontology annotation, cellular component: actin filament; cytoplasm. Gene Ontology annotation, biological process: barbed-end actin filament capping; actin filament depolymerization. The coding region runs from base 1 to 990 and encodes 329 amino acids. The transcript has 6 exons. Gene Ontology annotation, molecular function: actin monomer binding; actin filament binding. Lineage: Eukaryota; Fungi; Ascomycota; Orbiliomycetes; Orbiliales; Orbiliaceae.